AUGAACCGACAGAACCCGGGACAGGGCACGCUGAGCAUGGCUUAUUACUCUCGGAAGCGACCUGCUGCCGUUCUUGAUGAGAGCGAGGACGACCAUGAAGCGGACCAGCACACCACCAGCGCCUUCAAAAGGCGGGGGCAAGCUCCAGCAAAGGCGUCAACUAAACACAUGGUGACUACGAUCAGAUACUCUGAACAGGCAGCCCACCAAGCCAUGAGAAAGGAGAUCAUCCACACCCCUGACCUCAGCGACAUAUACAACAACAUCAUGCAUACGGUCACGACUACUCGGCAGACAGAAGGCCUUUUGUUGGGUGCAAACACGUACCAUUCAACCACCAAGUCAGUCUUGAAAAACAAGGGUCAAGCAGAGAUUGUUGACCUCAUGCGCUAUCUCAAAGCCGAAAUCUUUAUUAGUCUUGACAACUGGCGUGCAAAGCCCUUGGCGGAUUGGUUCAACAUGGUUCACGACGCUCGUCUAGAGAAGAAGUUCAGGAACAAAUACUGGGCUGCCAAUCAAAACGCCAGCAUGAGCAGCCUUCCUUCCUUGUUCAGGAAGACCAGGAAACCUCUCAUCAACUCCAACACCCAGCUUGCCGACGUGUAUUACGUGGAUGCCAGAAAGAUCAUGCGCCGCUCUGUCCGGGUUCCUGGACCUGAACAUCCCAUCAUUCAAAGUGCCGUUGCCAUCAUGGUGCGAGCCGAUGAGUAUUCGAGCUUCAAGGAGACUCAGCCGCUCAUUGUUCAAGUCUGGAUAGCCUGGUGUCUUUUCCAAGACGACCCUUGA
This is a messenger RNA of Colletotrichum acutatum, 786 nucleotides long. RefSeq lists its product as uncharacterized. The transcript has a single exon. NCBI's taxonomy places the organism in Eukaryota, Fungi, Ascomycota, Sordariomycetes, Glomerellales, Glomerellaceae. The coding region runs from base 1 to 786 and encodes 261 amino acids. The record is from RefSeq and is a predicted model, not a curated record.